This is a messenger RNA of Sitophilus oryzae (rice weevil), 3657 nucleotides long. It is a transcript of the gene Herc4, whose product is annotated as probable E3 ubiquitin-protein ligase HERC4. Gene Ontology annotation, molecular function: ubiquitin-protein transferase activity. Lineage: Eukaryota; Metazoa; Arthropoda; Insecta; Coleoptera; Curculionidae. The transcript has 16 exons. The record is from RefSeq and is a predicted model, not a curated record. Bases 307 to 3447 code for a protein of 1046 amino acids.
UUUGUCAAUUAACCUUUAUUUGUGUCUUUAUCAUUUUUCGAGUAAUUGUCAUUUUAUUUAUUGAUAUUUUUUAAAAAUAUUGAUGGAUUAUUCACCAAAAUCGGAUGUGUUAUUUUGAUAACGUAAUAUAGCAUUACUGCAAUUCAGUUAAACCAAUAUUUAUCGUAUUAAUAACAGAUAACUGUGGUUUUUCUCAAACUCACAACAAAGAAUUUUCUAGAUCCAAAAUUCCAACGCACUUGUUACCGUGCUUGAAUAAUGAUUAUAUAUGAGUUAGCUAUUCUGCUGUGAUAUACUGUACUAACAAUGUACGCUUGGGGGAGUACAAUUAAUGGAGAACUAGGUCUAGGAGGCAUCGAGGAAGAACAUAUCUUAAUACCACGAUCCUUAGAUUGGUAUCUGGCUAAUAAAGUAGUAGAAUGUGCAUUAGGUGAUAACCAUACAUUAUUUCUGACCAAAGAAGGCAAAGUAUAUUCUUGUGGAAAUAAUGAUUAUGGACAAUUAGGCCAUGAUCAACCUAGAAAAAGGCCACAACCUGUCACGGGUUUGGAUGCAUACAAUAUUAUUCAUGUGAGUUGUGGAGCAAUGCAUUCGGUAGCUUUAAAUCAGUGGGGUCAAGUAUUUUCCUGGGGUUCCGACUAUCAUGGGCAAUUAGGUCAGCAACUUGGAGAAAAUAUUCUAUCAACACCGAAGAUAGUGAGAAUGUUAGCCUCCCACCAUGUCGUACAAAUAGCCUGUGGAAAUAGACACACUGUGGCCUUAACAAAUAGUGGAGAGAUAUUAGUUUGGGGAGCCAAUAGUUUUGGUCAACUUGGGUUAGGAUUACUUUCUCGAUGUGAAACAAUUCCAAAAGCAAUAGAGUCUUUAAAAGGAAUUCCUUUUGCUUUUAUUGCAUGCGGUGCAAAUCAUACAUUUGCAGUUUCAAAAUCAGGAGCUGUGUUUGGAUGGGGUAAAAAUACAAGAGGUCAACUUGGUCUAAAUGAUACAACAAAUAAAGCUUUUCCAACUCAACUUAGAACAUUAAGAAAUCUAAAAGUGCGUUAUAUUUCAUGUGGUGAAGAAUUUUCAGCAUUUUUAACUCUAGAUGGGGGAGUUUUUACAUGUGGGGCAGGAAUGUAUGGCCAGCUUGGUCAUGGAAGUAAUAGCAAUGAAAUUUUACCUAGACAAGUAAUAGAAUUGAUGGGUUCAACUAUUACUCAGAUUGCUUGUGGUAGGCAGCACUGUCUAGCUCUAGUACCUUCUAGGGGAAGGGUAUAUAGCUUUGGGAUAGGUGGCUCUGGUCAGUUAGGAGUUAGAAAGACAAACAAUGCUAAUACACCUCAAGCAGUUCUUGGUCCAUGGGUUUCACCUAGUGGCAAUUGUUUAGUUCCUAGUGAUAAUAAAAUCGGUUGUAAUCUAGUCAUUCAUAGAAUAUUUGCUGGUGGGGAUCAUUGUUAUGUAUCUGUAGUUCCACAAGAUAAAAAAAUUCCAAAUUAUGAUUGUAGAGAGUAUAGCCCAGACACUCAAAUUCUUUCUAUACAGAAUAGUUUUGUUAAAACUUUGUUAAAAAUUCCAAGUAAACAACCAGUGGAUCAAGAUGUCUUGAGCAUUUUAGAGACAGCCUUUAAAAGUUUAGCUUGUUUGAAUGCUUCUUUCUUACUGGAAGAUGAAAAACAUUAUUAUUGCACUAGUAAACAUCAUGGUGUGGACAUAAAAUGUGCUGAAGAUACUUAUGAUUUAAUUGGAAAAAUUGAACAUGAAAGCAUUCAAAGUUUGAUAUGGACAGGCAUAACAGAAAGUGUAUUAAAUCAACUCACUUCAAAUCCACCUGAUGUAGAAACGCUUAGGAUAUAUCUUACGCUGCCUUUAUACCACGAAUUUAACAACCCCAAACAAUACAAUAAAUUGCAAAAGCCUUUUGCAAGUUCAAUGCUUGGUCUCAAACAGCCAGCUAAUAAAGUAGUGGCAUCCUGGUGGGGUAUGAUGGCAGCAGAAUAUUUUGAAAGAUUAGUUAAUAUAUUUAAAAAUAUAGCUAGUUUUAUUUUAAGAAACCAGAGAAUUCCAGAAGGAAGGACAGCAUUUUAUGAUGCCGCCCUAGUUGCUAUGUUGGACAUUAUGGCGUUACUAAAUAAACUUAAUCAUAAUGUUGAUGGUUUAAAGGUUCCAUUUGACAUAUUUCAUAUAAACGAUUUGCACGACUAUCUAGAUGUUCGGAUAGAUUAUGUGUUGUGGCUGUCAGACAAAGAUUCUGGAAAAUUAUUUUUAUGUAAUUAUCCAUUUGUAUUUGAUGCACAUGCAAAAAUGAAGUUAUUAGAAACUGAUCAAUCCCUUCAAAUGCAAAAUGCAAUGCAAAAUGCUGCUCAGCAGGCUGUUAUAUCUGCUCUAUUUAACCCUACAAGACCAGUAUCAAUAACUCAGUUUCUUAUGUUAAAUGUUACCCGGGAAAAUAUUGUAGAAGAUACCCUGAGAGAAUUAAGAACUGUUAAUACACAUGAUCUUAAGAAACCCUUAAAGAUUAAAUUCUGCGGAGAGGAAGCUGAAGAUGCUGGGGGAGUAACAAAAGAAUUUUUUAUGCUUUUACUUCGAGAAAUAUUAGAUCCGAAAUAUGGAAUGUUCAAAGAGUAUGAAGAAACUAGAGCAAUUUGGUUUUCGGAAAAUCCGUUUGAAGAGAACAGCGUCUAUUUUUUGAUAGGCAUGAUUUGCGGACUGGCUAUCUACAACUUUACCAUCAUAGAUAUACCUUUCCCCUUAGCCCUGUAUAAAAAACUUCUAAACGAACCAGUAGGUCUCAAUGAUAUGAAGGAGCUCUCUCCAUCUGUAGCGAAUUCUUUAAAAAGUCUUCUGGAAUACAGCGAGGACGAUUUACAAGACAUCUUUUGUCUCUCAUUUGAUAUUAAUAGAGACAUAUGGGGAGAGGUAGUCACUGUAGAAUUGAAGCCUAAUGGUUCAAAUAUACCCGUGACUCAAGAAAAUAAACAGGAAUACGUUAAUCUUUAUGUAGACUAUGUAUUUAACAAAUCCGUUCAAAAUCAGUAUGAUGCGUUUCAUAAAGGGUUUAUGAAAGUUUGCGAUGGUAGAGUGCUGCAGCUGUUUCAUUCUCAUGAACUGAUGGCUAUAGUUAUUGGAAACGAAAAUUAUGAUUGGCAUGCGUUGGAAGAGGCAGCCGAGUAUAAAAAUGGGUAUAAAUCGUCAGAUCCGACAAUAAGACACUUUUGGGAGGUUAUUCAUGAAAUGUCGUUAGAAGAUAAAAAGAAAUUUUUGUUGUUUUUAACUGGUACCUAUAGAAUACCUAUACAGGGUAUGAAGGGUAUUAAGAUUGUAAUUCAGCCGACCAAUGACGAUAAAUUUCUCCCGGUUGCCCACACUUGCUUCAAUUUGUUGGACUUACCUCGAUACAAGACUAAAGAAAGGCUCAGAUACAAGCUUAUGCAGGCCAUUCAGCAAACUCAGGGAUUCUCAUUGGUGUGAGAACGAUUUCGAACGUAUAUUUUUACAGUUGUUAUGUCGUAAGGAUUGGCCUUUUACAAUCGUGUGUAAGCUAGUCUAUAAUUUUUGUAUUAUGUUUAUAAAUACAUUCAAAGGAAAGAAAUCAAUAUAACUUUAUACAAUUAUAAGUGAUUUUUUACAACCACGCGAGAGACGUAUUGUUAUUUUAUAAAACAAAUGGAACUAAGGAUA